AUGACAAUAUCUCAUGAUGAAGCAGCUAAAUUACACAGAUUAAUUCUCCUCUUACGAGCAACACAAGAUCCUUAUUUGAGCACAAAGCGCACAGGCCCUAGCAGCGCGCACACGCUCCUCUGCUUCGCAGCCCCGCGCAUCCGCGCCCCGCGCUUGGCCUUGCACAACCUGCGGCCAGCCGGCAGGCCCUUCUUCCUGCAAGAUGGCUCCUCCACGAUGACCCUUCCGAGGAAUCAACCCGAGGUGCCACCUACGCGCCCAGAGACGGCCCGCGGGCCUCGGUCCUCACCGCGGACCCGAGGCCGGACUCGGUCGGAUGCGCGACCCCUGCCUGAUGUCUUUUUGACUCCCCAGACCUCGACUCAUUUCAUCCCCUUCCUCCCACGCCCCCUUCCCUUGCGUUUCCUUCCCGCUGGUAAAGCGCGGUGGAAGGCCAGGCUUCCUUCCGUCCCCCGCGCGCGCGGAGCGGCGCUGCAGCCUCGGCGGGCGGCAGGGUCACGGCGCCGGGCGUGCGGGGGAGGACGCGGGGAGGCGCCUUCCCGGCUCCCGAGACCCACCACCUCCUGCCCUCCCUGAAAGCCGGAGCGCGGCGGCGGCUGCGGCUGGGGUCCCGCGGGCGGAAGUGAGAAGCCGGGCGUGGGAGGAGGCUGCGGCUGGGGGCUGGGAUCCCCUCCCGGCUGACAGCCCGGGACGACCCGAGCGGGCAGCGCGCGCCGCCCCGGCCUUUUUUGGCGCGGACCGAGGCCGGAGGGCCGGGGGGGGGGGGCGAAGCCGAGCCACCGCCCCCGGGACCGGGAG
Molecule: messenger RNA, 798 nt
Organism: Cervus elaphus (red deer)
Lineage: Eukaryota; Metazoa; Chordata; Mammalia; Artiodactyla; Cervidae
Product: WAS/WASL-interacting protein family member 1-like
Exons: 3
Coding region: 1-576 (191 amino acids)
Source: RefSeq, a predicted model, not a curated record